AUGGAAUUAGUUGCUGUUGAUAAAGGACAACCAAAUUUACAAGCUCUAACAACUGAACAACGUACUGAAGCAACAACAAAAACUAUUGUUCAGCCUGAUGAAUGUUAUAGAAUAAUUCAACGUGUUGUUCAUGAACGUCGAUUUAAUCACGGUUCAUAUUUACAAAAGUUGGGUGUUAUUGUUGAUGUUAAUGAAAUGUUAUUGAUACCUGGAAGAAUUUUACUAUCACCAGAAAUAAAUUAA
Molecule: messenger RNA, 243 nt
Organism: Rotaria sordida
Lineage: Eukaryota; Metazoa; Rotifera; Eurotatoria; Philodinida; Philodinidae
Source: the annotation of a GenBank genome assembly